Molecule: messenger RNA, 5716 nt
Organism: Esox lucius (northern pike)
Lineage: Eukaryota; Metazoa; Chordata; Actinopteri; Esociformes; Esocidae
Gene: tent4a
Product: terminal nucleotidyltransferase 4A
Exons: 13
Coding region: 231-2702 (823 amino acids)
Biological process (GO): RNA 3'-end processing
Cellular component (GO): TRAMP complex; nucleolus
Molecular function (GO): mRNA binding; poly(A) RNA polymerase activity
Source: RefSeq, a predicted model, not a curated record
CAAUUUGAUUUGAGAAUACGCCAUAUUGAACCGUAGGCUUUUGCUAGCUAUUUUCAGCUAGCGGUUUAUAAAGGACCAUUUUUUUUUUAAAUGGUCGUCACUCGGUUCGGCGUUUAGCACUUCUCUCUGUCUGUGUAACCCGGGUUACUAGCACGUUUAUUUCGUCCGGGCACAAGUAUUUUUAACGGGCACAUUGAUUUGCUUGAAAGGGGUUCAGAAAAAUAAGUUGAAUGGAUCCGAGGGUGGCUUGGAUUCAGCCGGAGCAGAAAGGACCUGCGAACGCAUUAUGGAUGCGAGUCUGGGAGACUUCUCAGGUACAAGGAAACCCCGGCCAGCAGCAUCAUCAUCACCAUCAUCAUAAUAAUCAGAAUCACAACCUGUGUGUGAAUUCUCCAGCGAAGGACGUUUUAAAAAAUGUUGCAACCUCGGCAUCUAGCAAAAACAUUGGCAGCAGCAGCACGGUUGGUCUAAGCAGCAGCAGCCAUCACGGUAUUUCAAACGGCACUACUUCUAACCACGGCACUGCAUUCUCUUCCUUCGGGGUAACGUUAGCGAACGGAAACGUGCAUAACGUUAACUCAUUGACCCCGUCUAACGGUAACGGGUUAACGACAGGUUUGGGGGAAGAAGAAAUGCCCCAAAAGACACUUGUUUCGUCUUCAGUGGAAUCUCGAACGGACAGUCCAUCUUCGAACUGCUUUUUAGGAAGGACUAACGGUGGCAAUGUAACUGGAAAUAUGAAUAAAAACGCUGGUGUCAAUCUGUUCUUUAACUUCAGUGAAAGCAUGCAUAAUAAUGUCAACCAUUACCAUCAUCAGAGACAUCAUCAGGAGCCUCAGUACAAUUUCCAACAGAACUGUGUGAAGCGUCACCCGACUCACCCGCCUGCAACCCUAAAUCACCAUACUCACCACCCAGGCCGAAGGAAAAGUGACAACAAGGCGAGCACCUAUGGGAUGAAUUACCUGCUUUCUAACUGGAAUAAUGGCAAUUAUGUUAACUCGGCGACUGGGACGCCCUGGAAAACGAGAAAAUACAGCGCCGGUGUAGAUGGUCUCCAUGAGGAGGUGGUGGAUUUCUACAACUUCAUGUCUCCCCGACCCGAGGAGGCCGCAAUGAGGAAGGAGGUGGUCGACAGGAUCGAGACGGUCAUCAAGGAGCUGUGGCCUACUGCCAGAGUGCAGAUAUUUGGCAGCUUCAGCACUGGGCUCUACUUGCCUACGAGUGACAUAGACCUGGUGGUGUUUGGGAAGUGGGAACGACCACCAUUGCAGCAGUUGGAACAGGCCCUCCGGAAUCACAACGUGGCCGAACCUUCCACCAUUAAAGUGCUGGACAAAGCGUCGGUCCCAAUCAUCAAGCUAACUGACCUGGAGACCGAUGUCAAAGUGGACAUUAGCUUCAAUGUGGAGACAGGAGUUAAAGCUGCUCACUUCAUCAAGGACUACACUAAGAAGUAUCCAGUGCUGCCUUACCUCAUCUUUGUGCUGAAACAGUUUCUGCUCCAGAGAGAUCUCAACGAGGUGUUCACUGGUGGUAUUAGCUCCUACAGCCUUAUACUUAUGGUCAUCAGCUUCCUCCAGCUCCACCCACGCAUUGACGCCAGUAACCCCAGCAUAAACCUCGGCAUCCUGCUCAUUGAGUUCUUCGAGCUGUACGGCCGUCACUUUAACUACCUGAAGACGGGCAUCCGCAUCAAGAACGGCGGGGCGUACAUGGCCAAGGAAGACAUGAUGAAGGUCAUGACCAACGGCUACAGACCCUCCAUGCUUUGUAUAGAGGACCCACUGAUGCCAGGUAACGACGUCGGUAGGAGUUCUUACGGAGCCAUGCAAGUCAAGCAGGUGUUCGACUAUGCUUACAUUGUCCUGGGUCAUGCCGUGACGCCGCUGGCUCGCUCCUACCCCAAUAACCACCUGGACAGCAUUUUGGGGAGGAUAAUCAAGGUUACCCAGGAAGUGAUCGACUACAGGGACUGGAUAAUGAAGAAGUGGGGGUGCAGGCACAUUGCCCGCAUGGAGAGCAGGGGUUCCCCCCCUGAGCAGGAGCCAGCGAGGUGUGUCCUGGGGAGCACCGGGGACGACCAGAGGGACUCUGUGUCUCCCCACAGUCCUGCCGACUCCCCCAUGUCCCUGUCCAGCCCCCACCAACACUCCUCCGCCUCCUCGGUCUCCUCGCUGUCCGGCUCCGACAACGACUCUGAUUCGACGCCUUGCCCAGGCCCGCCCCCGACGCUGCCCCCCUUCCACCUCCAGGCUGUGGGUGUGACGCUGCACCCAGGCCUGGCUCUGGGGAAGCAUCCAGGCAUUAGUCAGCACCACCUCAUGUUGUCCCCUGGCUCUCAGGCGUGUAUGUCUCUGCCCAGUGGCCUGACGAUACACUCGUUACCUGGCAGACAGGUGGGUAUAGACGGGCACCCGCUUCCCCCCUUCUUCCACAUGCCCCCCCCCACCCACCAUAACCCUCAUGCCCACGUCCCCUCCAGCCCCCAGCCUCUGCCCAGCCCCCACCCUGCCAGCGACAUGCACCAGAACGGUCCAAAAUACCCCAUGAAAGGCUCCCACAGUCCUGCUGUGGUCCACAGUCCAGUUCUGGUCAACCGUUCGCACACACACCCCCUGGCGCACACACACUCCAACCCCCAGUACCGCACCCACAGGCGCUGGCGGAAGAGGGACAGCCUGCCAGCCAGCCUCAGCUGAUGAAGGGCCACGUGUCCCCCCUCGCACUCAUCCCACUCCCUUCAUCCUUCUACACCCUCCUCCGCUCUGGCUGAUUGGGAGGACGACUUGAUGAGACGACGCCCCCUGCUGUUUGACGUUAGUAAGGACAGGCAGACUCCAGACCAGCAUUGGGUUUCAUUCAACACUUCCUGGGCUGCAGAACUUAGGCCCCGGAGAAGGCAACCGGUGAAGCUCCACCGAACCUCCCCCUCAAUCACUCAGCCUCUUCCAUCUGUGCAUGUCUUUUAUCCCCCCCCGUGCAAUGAACCAACGGCCAACAAUACAGGAAUGAGUGACGCAGCUAGGAAGGCGAACGCCAGCCCGUCGACCGUGCACUCUGACCCAUGGACUUCUCCACAGCGCUACAGUCUUUCACUUCCUUUUUGGGGAUCUGCAUUUUUCUUUGUCUUGAUGUCUUGUCGUUCACGUUAAAUAUUUGUAUGCAUUUUUUUUUUGUUGCCUUAUUUCACUUAUGUUUGGCGGGACUGAGGACUGUAAACCAGGUGGUCUUUACCAGGUGGGAGUGAGGACUGUAAACCAGGUGGUCUUUACCAGGUGGGAGUGAGAUCCUUUCUUGUGGGAAAUUGUUUAUUUUUUAUAGUGUUCUUGAGCUACCACAACCUUCGUUCUGGAACCGGGCAGCCCAGCUGUCUGUUUUCCCAAGCAACAGACUGUUUCUCAUUUGUGCAAUAAUGUUUUUAUUAUUUUGUUUCUCAUCACCUUUUUAAAGUAAAUGUUUAUUUAAAUGUAUUAUGUAUGUAAAGGUGUUUUGUUUUUUUUCAGAUUGAUGUUUUUAUUUUGCUGUGAGUUUACAGAGCCUUUCCCCAGCUGGCUUCCGCUUUGGAGAGAGUGGGUGGGUGGGUGGGUCUUGAUUGGUUUGUUGAGGCCAACCCCAUCCCAAAGCCUCCUGCCCCAUACUGGUGUCAUAUAGUGCACCCCGGGGAAUCAGAAGCUGAUUCAGACUAUUGAUACUCGUCCUCUGUUUGACGAGUCGAUUGACAUAAAACAGACGCCUCUAGUCUCACUAGAUGUAGUUCUUGCUAUAGCGAACUGACUGAGCUCUUACUCCCACAUCCAUACCAUAGUUGUUUUUAGUCUGUCUCCCCCAACAUUUGUGCCAUUUGCUACUCUGUCCUAGACAGGUCUGCAAACAUCUUAUCAGCUGGAGUUUAGCACAAGUGCAUAUUGUAUGACCCUGGUAAGUGUCUUGUUUGUCAGUCAAAUUUUUUUUAAACAUGUGCAUGGUCGAGUGUGUAAUGGGAGGAGGGGUUUGAUGAAUGGGCAGCCAGACUGACCGCAACUUGAAGGUCAGAGAGUGCUGUGUACUGAUACACUAUCCCACUUCUAGUGCACUUCUUUUGGAGGGGCCAUUUGUCUGGUCUAGGGUCGAACGCUACACGUGGGAUUGGGUUCUGUUUUCAGGCGCCCCCCAAAACACUAGGUGUUCUAAAGGGCGUUUCCUCUUUGCAGAAGAAGUGGCUGGGCCUUCCAGAACCCGGAACCGAGGAGGAAAGGGAAUUAUUUUGAUUCCAUUCGGGAAUCUUGUGUAUAUUUGAUUGCCAGGUACUUCUGCUAGUUGUUUUCAAUUACUUGUUUUGUGUUUACUUCUGUGUGUGUGGGUGUACGUGUACACAUAUCUGCAGGCAUAUGCACACGCGCUCACGCAGACAAGGCUGUGGCUGGGGCUGUGUGUGGUAGCUACACACUGAACAUACAGUGUUAUUACUAUGCAAGUGGGUUCUUUUCAUGUCACCCCAGUAUUUGUUUCCAAUGACAACCACUGCUUGUCGGGUGGAUGCGAUCGUAAACUAGAGUUUGAAUGACUAGGUCUGUGUGGUCAGUGGGCUCCGUGGACCACAAAUGUCUGUGUGGAAGUGUUUUUUUUUUUUAAUUGGCUCUAGUAUGUCUGUCAAAGUCUAUGGAAGGGGGCGUGUCACUGGUUGAGUAUCUGUGUGUAUGAGGGGAUAUCAACACUUGGUGUGUUUCAAAUGACCCCCUAUGUUCUGGUCUUUGCUGAUGAGCCAGACCGCAGGCUAUACUAGUGCCUGAUGAAGGGGUUUGUGUCAUUUGGGACUCAACCACUUGAUGCCCCACUACUGUUUUAAACUGUCAUCCACAUGAAGUGCGGCUUCUGCUCUGUAGUGGAUGACUUCUUCCCCUCCCUAGGGCCUUAUGGUCUUAUACAGUUACUGGGACUGAGUUAGGAGCCAAUGUCACUUAAUGGAAUUUUACUAUAGCAACUUUGACCCGCCAAUCAAAACUCAAUAUGGCCAAAGCAUUGCUUUAUCACUAUUUUUCUUUUCUUUUCUUUUUUUUUGCAUGGUUGUUGGUCCCAAAUGAAACCCUGCUAUGUGUGUGGUGCCGUAUAGAGCUGUAUGGUCUGAGAGGAAGUGGCGCUGUACAGGGAACAGGGAGGCAUUUGGGACUGGGCCGUGUCUGCUUUUAGAGAAUAGAACCAGCAUCUGUCAGAGAGAAGAGGUUUAACACUUCCUGGGUUGGCAUUAACCAACCUGUCAAUGGCCUCGAUUUUUACAGAUUCUAGAAAGACUGAUAUGCAGUGUGAAGUCUGUAUGGAUUUUACUUUGUGAAUCCCAAUAGUCUUCAGGCCACUUCUCCGAUUCCUUGUACUUUAUCUGACCUGGAUGGUACGGAUACAAGUGAAUAUACAAUUUAGUUCUUAUCGUGAUGACCACAGAUCAGGGCGAGAUGAGCAGAGAAAGGCUCUUCAGACUAUUGGGAACAGGACACUUGCAGAUGCAAUGUAACGCACCCCAUUGUGUCGCAGUGAGGGAUUUUAAACUUAAUGGUUGCCAUUUUGUGAACGGUGGCGGCUCCUCUGUCCUGGUCGACUCAUCUGAGCAGGAACUCUUAAAAUGGCUGCCUAAUUGGUGACGGUCAUGGGGAGCGAAUGCCUGGCUUUUGUUUUGAACAUUUUUAUGUACCGGUAUAUUUUUUUCUAUUUUAUUUUUUAAUAAACAUCUUAAAACUGCCAA